GACGCCUGGUCGCCUGCAGAGCUCUCCAGAGCUCCUGCCGCCGCGAUUCGGUUUGGGAUACGGGCCACCCACGGGGCGGUGGGUGCUCUUUGGCCUUGGGCUCUGCACAGCCCUUAAGGCAAGACUCACUGGGUGCUGUUCGCCCCGCGGGGCUGACGCCCGAGGCUCUGCUAUGGAGGGCAAGACCGAAGUAGAUUUUUCCAGCAACAGCUUAACCCCUUUGUGGCGGAGGCGUUCAACCCCUCAGCCCCCGCUGCUGGGCCGGAGCAAGCCGAGGCCCCAGUCCUACCAGAGCCCCAGCGGGUUGCUGAUCACGGAUUUCCCGGUGGAGGACCGAGGGAUGCUCCCCGCGGCGCAGACUCCGGCCCAGGUGCCCACCGCCUCCGACGGCAGGACGAUCCAGAGGAGCCCCCUGCUGCUGUGCGCCCAUCGGAGGUUGGUGACCAAUGGGAGGACCGUCUCCCCGGAGUACAGGGCUGUUUCUCCUCGGCUUCCACGGCCCAAGUCACCCCAGGAACCCGGAGCGGCGUCGGGCGGCUUCCCCAAAUCCCCAGCGAAGGGCACUGCGACUUCGCUCGUGCAGCAGCCGCUGCACCGCCCGCGGACUUCUCGUGCGCCUGCCCCCUGCAGCCCCGAGGGGGACAGGGCCGGAUUCCCCGCCGGCCCCCUGCUUUCGCCUGCUGCAAAUGCGCUUACCCCUAAUACCGCCCCCCCAGGCGUCCGUUCGCUGUCCGGCCAGAUGGCGAAGGGCCCCGAGCGGGGACCUUCGAGACUCUCUCCCGCGCCGCACAAAAGGUCUUUGGAGCAAAAACUCCCCCUCCAAAGGCUUCCCUCACAGGAGAACGAGCUCCUGGAGAAUCCCUCAGUGGUUUUGAGCACAAACAGCCCCGCCGCCCUCAAAGUGGGGAAACAGCAGAUCAUUCCGAAGAGCCUGGCCUCGGAAAUUAAAAUAAGUAAAUCCAACAGUCAGAAUGUGGAGCCCUGCAAGAGACUGCUUAAGGUGCGCAGCAUGGUGGAGGGCCUCGGAGCGCCCCUGGGCCCCGCAGAGGACGAGGGCGAGGCGGAGAACGACUUGGACAGUCCGGGGUCUCUGCGGAGAGGCUUGAGGUCCACGUCCUAUCGCAGGGCGGUGGUCAGUGGCGUGGACUUUGACAGUCCUACCACCUCGAAGAAGAAAAACAGAAUGUCCCAGCCUAUUCUGAAAGCAGUGAUGGAAGACAAGGAGAAGUUUACCAGCCUGGGAAGGAUAAAGAAAAAAAUGCUGAAAGGACAAGGAACAUUUGAUGGGGAAGAAAACGCUGUUCUGUAUCAGAACUACAAAGAAAAGGCCCUUGACAUUGACUCUGAUGAAGAGUCGGAGCCCAAAGAACAGAAAUCAGACGAAAAAAUUGUGAUUCACCAUAAGCCGCUGAGGUCCACGUGGAGCCAGUUGUCUGCGGUGAAAAGAAAUGGAUUAUCUCAGACAGUUAGCCAGGAAGAAAGAAAGAGACAAGAGGCUAUCUUUGAAGUUAUAUCCUCGGAACAUUCAUAUUUACUCAGCUUGGAGAUCUUGAUACGAAUGUUUAAAAAUUCUAAAGCACUGAGUGAUACGAUGACCAAAACAGAGAGUCACCAUCUUUUCUCCAAUAUUACAGACGUCUGCGAAGCAAGCAAAAAAUUCUUUACAGAGUUGGAAGCAAGGCAUCAGAAUAACAUCUUCAUAGAUGACAUAAGUGACAUUGUGGAAAAACACACAGCAUCCACAUUUGACCCAUAUGUGAAAUACUGCACAAAUGAAGUCUACCAACAGCGGACACUACAAAAAUUGUUAGCCACCAACCCAUCUUUCAAGGAAGUCUUGUCCCGAAUCGAGUCCCACGAAGACUGUAGGAAUUUACCCAUGAUCUCCUUUCUCAUUCUCCCCAUGCAGAGGGUGACCCGCCUUCCCCUGCUGAUGGAUACUAUCUGUCAAAAGACACCUAAGGACUCUUCAAAGUAUGAAGUCUGCAAAAGGGCCUUAAAGGAAGUAAGCAAGUUGGUUCGACUCUGCAAUGAAGGAGCUCGGAAGAUGGAAAGGACUGAGAUGAUGUACACAAUUAACUCCCAGCUGGAAUUUAAAAUUAAGCCUUUCCCUCUAGUCUCCUCUUCCCGGUGGUUGGUCAAAAGAGGUGAGUUGACAGCGUAUGUGGAAGACACUCUGCUUUUCUCAAAAAGGACGUCCAGACAGCAAGUCUACUUCUUCCUCUUUAACGACGUGCUCAUUAUCACCAAGAAGAAGAGUGAAGAAAGUUACAAUGUCAACGAUUAUUCCUUAAGAGAUCAGCUGCUGGUGGAGUCCUGUGACAGUGAAGAGCUUAAUUCUUCUCCAGGGAAGAACAGUUCCACGGCGCUUUAUUCCAGACAGAACUCUGCGAGUCACCUGUUUACGCUGACAGUCCUUAGUAACCACGUGAACGAGAAAGUGGAGAUGCUGCUGGGAGCUGAGACUCAGAGCGAGCGAGCCCGCUGGAUAACUGCCCUGGGACAUAGCAGCGGGAAGCAGCCCCCGGACCGAACCUCACUGACCCAAGUGGAAGUCAUUAGAUCGUUUACUGCCAAGCAGCCCGAUGAACUCUCCCUGCAGGUGGCGGACGUGGUCCUCCUUUAUCAGUGUGUCAGCGAUGGCUGGUAUGAAGGGGAGAGACUGCGAGAUGGAGAAAGGGGCUGGUUUCCUAUGGAAUGUGCCAAGGAGAUAACAUGUCAAGCUACAAUUGAUAAGAAUGUGGAGAGAAUGGGACGUUUGCUGGGACUGGAGACCAACGUGUAGCCUCUCUGAUGGUAUUUUGUCACUGGGAGAU
Molecule: messenger RNA, 2816 nt
Organism: Kogia breviceps (pygmy sperm whale)
Lineage: Eukaryota; Metazoa; Chordata; Mammalia; Artiodactyla; Physeteridae
Gene: ARHGEF26
Product: Rho guanine nucleotide exchange factor 26
Biological process (GO): activation of GTPase activity
Molecular function (GO): guanyl-nucleotide exchange factor activity; protein binding
Source: RefSeq, a predicted model, not a curated record